AUGACAAAAAAGGAUAGUCAUAAUGAAAAUAUAGCUCAUUAUCUUCCGCAUCACUGCGUAAUUCGAACUGAAAGCUUGACCACAAAGUUAAAUUAUCUAAAGGAAAUAAAGGUAGAUCGACGUGUAACUUGCAAAAACUAUAAGCAUUUGGAAUUACAUGCAUUUGCGGAUACAUCACAAGAAGCAUAUGGUGCAUGCGUUUACAUAAGAACAAUAGAUGCACAGAGCAACGUAGCAGUACACUUACUAUGUGCAAAAACAAGAGUAGCUCCACUUAAAUCACAAACAAUUCCCAGAUUAGAGCUUUGUGCAGCUGUCAUACUAGCGCGAUUGCUUAAAAAGGUUAUUGAAUCUCUUAACGCGUCAUUCGACAAGAUCAUAUGUUGGAGUGAUUCUACUAUUGUGCUUAGCUGGUUAAGGAUGCAGCCAAAUAGGUUUCAAGUAUUUGUAUCAAAUCGUAUUUCCGAAAUACAACAAGUAACAAAACGAUUUAUAAAUAAUUGUAGACAUCGGGACAAAUCUAGAAUCGGCACACUCACAGUCACAGAGCUGAGAGAUACACAGCACAUAUUCGCAAAACUAGCUCAGGAACAAUCUUUCUCAGUCGAGAUCGAAAUCCUAAAGAGGGAUAAACAGGUUACAAGGGGGAAGCUAUCUCCACUCAACCCUUUUAUCGAUGAGGAAGGUCUUAUACGUGUCGGUGGUAGGCUAAAAAACUCUGACUUCACGAUAGAUAAGAAACACCCCAUAGUUUUAGCCGCGGAGCAUAAAUUUACAAAAUUGCUUUUCAAUAGAAAACAUUUGCGACUGCUGCAUGCCGGACCACAAUUACUCUUAUAUUCUAUACGUGAACAAUUUUGGCCGCUAGGAGGCAGGAAUUUGGCUAGAAAAACUGUGCGUAACUGCAUUAAAUGCUUUAGGAACAAACCAAGACAGUCUCCGAUACCGAUGGGAGAAUUACCUAGUUCACGUAUAACUAUGACUGCACCGUUCCACGCUGCAAGUGUUGAUUAUGCUGGCCCCUUUUUAAUAAAGGAUAGAAAGGGGAGAGGGUGUAAAAUUUCUAAAGCAUUUGUGUGUUUGUUUGUCUGUCUGGCUACAAAAGCGGUGCAUCUUGAGUUGGUGUCGGACUUGAUAUCAGAAACCUUCAUCGCUGCGCUCGGACGCUUUUCUUCAAGGCGCGGAAAACCCGCGCACAUAUAUUCCGACAAUGGAACCAAUUUCGUCGGAGCUAACAAAGAAUUGAAAGAAUUAGCUAAAUUCCUCUUAAACGAAACUGAGGCGAUCGAACAAGUGGCUGGUAAGAUAGGUAUUGCAUGGCACUUUAUUCCCGCCUAUUCACCACAUUUUGGUGGAUUGUGGGAGGCGGGAGUAAAGUCGAUGAAACAUCACUUAAAACGAGUUGCAGGUAAUGCAGUUCUUACAUUUGAUGAAUUUUAUACACUUUUGGUGCAAAUUGAAGCAUUAUUAAAUUCGCGGCCGUUGACUCCAAUGUCCUUAGAUCCCAAUGAUUUAAUCCCACUUACACCCGCUCACUUUCUUAUUGGUCGGACAUUCACGUCAGUAGUGGACCCUGCACUAACUCACCUUCCAGACUCCAGGUUACACAGAUGGCAGUUAAUUCAGAAGCUGCAGCAGCAUUUCUGGCAACGUUGGAGCAAAAAUGUCAAGGCAUUCGAAGAGGAAAUGAUGGUCAUAAUCAAGGAUGACAACCUAUCGCCCUUCAAAUGGAAACUUGGACGGAUUGUUUCCGUUCAUCCAGGCAAGGAUGGUGUAGCAAGAGUUGCCACUGUAAGAACAACUACAGGAAUAACAAAAAUUACAACUGCGAAACUAUGUUCACUGCCAAGAGAAGACUGUAUUAAUACUUAA
Molecule: messenger RNA, 1872 nt
Organism: Trachymyrmex cornetzi
Lineage: Eukaryota; Metazoa; Arthropoda; Insecta; Hymenoptera; Formicidae
Exons: 4
Coding region: 1-1872 (623 amino acids)
Biological process (GO): DNA integration
Molecular function (GO): nucleic acid binding
Source: RefSeq, a predicted model, not a curated record